Molecule: messenger RNA, 1160 nt
Organism: Jatropha curcas
Lineage: Eukaryota; Viridiplantae; Streptophyta; Magnoliopsida; Malpighiales; Euphorbiaceae
Product: SOUL heme-binding family protein
Source: RefSeq, a predicted model, not a curated record
UAAGCCACAACUUUAUUUUGGAGCGAAGAUACGAUAGCAACAUGCUUCUUCUCUGCAGGGCUUCAACGAUGAUUCAAUCUCUGCCAAAAACUAUCACUGCCACUUCUGCAAACCCCAACAAACCAUCCUGGAACGUAAUCAAUUCCAAUGCCACCGAAAGAACCGCCUCUUCACCGCCGAGAAGAGCCAUGUCAUCCGCUUUCGAAGCUCGUGUGUCUCUCGUCUUUGCUAUUGCUUCCCAGUCUUCCAAUGUCUCUCGGCGACUUUUGUUCGAUUUGGCAAAUGAGACUGCGAAAUACUUGUUUCCUAGGAGGUUCGAAAGCCGCAAUGUGGAGGAAGCAUUGAUGGCUGUUCCGGAUCUUGAAACUGUGGAGUACAAAGUAUUGAGUAGGAGAGAUCAGUACGAGAUUAGAGAAGUUGAGCCUUACUUUAUAGCGGAGACAACAAUGCCAGGGACGAGUGGAUUUGAUUUCAAUGGUGCAUCUCAGUCUUUCAAUGUCUUAGCCGAAUACUUGUUUGGUAAGAAUACAACAAAGGAGAAAAUGGAAAUGACUACACCUGUUUUUACGCGCAAGAGUCAAUCUGAUGGAGAGAGAAUGGAAAUGACAACACCUGUGAUAGCAAAGAAGGUGGAAGAUCAGGAUAAGUGGCAGAUGUCCUUUGUCAUGCCGUCCAAAUAUGGUGCCGAUUUGCCAUUUCCUAAAGAUCCAAAAGUGAAGAUUAAAGAGGUGCCAAGGAAAAUUGUUGCAGUUGUGGCCUUUUCAGGUUUUGUUACCGAUGAAGAUGUUAAACGACGGGAAUUGAAGUUACGAAAUGCUUUGAAAAAUGACAUGCAGUUUAGAGUAAAAGAGGGUGCUUCAGUGGAAGUUGCACAGUAUAAUCCCCCUUUUACACUUCCAUUUACACGGCGCAAUGAGAUUGCAUUAGAAGUAGAAAAGAAGGAAGGAUAGCUGCUUGAUACUGAUUCUAUAAUCUUGAGGUAUACUGUAUAUUGAUUUUACUUUCCCCUGUAAAUUAAGAAUAUUCUACUCCAUGGAUAUCCAUUAAAUGAAACUAUCAAUAUUGCUUAUAUAUAUAAACUUUGUGAAUUAUUUCUCUUGAAUUACAACUGUACAUCAAACUUAUGCACAGCAAUAGGAAAUUUACUGAUUCUUUGAUAA